AUGACAGCUGAAUCGCCGAUUAACACUGUACGAGCUUCUGGCCAGCGGGUUUUACAUGAUAAUACUAUAACGGGGAUCGCGACAGCCGCUGAGAACAAACUCCCUGUAGCUGGACUUAGGAAUAAUGGAGAAGCCAAAGAGGAGGAAGAAGCAGGCGGCGCUUCACAGCGGGCCAGCGGAACGGCACGAGAAGAAGCAGCACAGUCGGCUCCCGACACGGCACGGGAAGAGGCACGGUCAGCUCAAGGCGCGGCACGGGAAGAGGCAGAACCGGAAAUGGUGGUGGAGGGGAGUGGGGGAGAGGCUGGAACGACGCCAGGCGAGGCGCAAGGGCAGGGAGAAGGCGACGGGAGGGUUGGCGCAGAAGCGGGGGCAUCGGUCAAAGACGAGGAGAGCGGGGGAGCGGAGCGGCAGGAAACUACAGCAGAAGAAGAAACCGAGGCGGAUCAAGCUUCCCCAGAAGGUCAGGGCUCCGCACAGGCAGAUGGGGGGACUGUCGGCAAUGGAGAUGGUGCCGCCGCUGGUGAUGGUAAAUGCGGUGUCAGUGAUGCUGGUAAUCGAAACAAUAACCUUCCGAGCACGCCGCUUCCCACUCCGCCUGAUGUUCGCUCGCCCUCUGCCACUCGCGUCUCGCCCGGGUCGCCUGCUGGGGCUGACGCUGACGCUGCUGCUUUUACGCCUAGUGCUCCGGAUGCUCUAACGUUUGAUGAUUUAGACUUCGAAACUCCUGCGACGGGCGUCAGCACACCUUCGACAGCCGUCAGCACUCCUGCUACAGCCGUCAGCACCCCUGCUACAGCCGUCAGCACUCCUGCUACAGCCGUCAGCACCCCUGCUACAGCCGUCAGCACUCCUGCUACAGCCGUCAGCACUCCUGCUACAGCCGUCAGCACCCCUGCUACAGCCGUCAGCACUCCUGCUACGGCCGUCAGCACUCCUGUUGACACCCCGAACACAACAGCCACCGCCACUCCUGCGGCCACCCUCUCUGCCACCCCUGCCGCUACCCCCUCCGCCACUCCUGCCGCCACCCCCUCCGCCACUCCUGCCGCUACCCCCUCCGCCACUCCUGCCGCCACUCCUGCAAUCCUCUUCGCCUCUCCUGCACCUGCAGCGGACAGCGUCACCACUCCCUUAGCCUCGCCGCUUUCUGCUGCUCCCUCUUCCACCCUUCCUGCUGCCACUCCCUCCGCCACUCCUGCUGCCACUCCAGCCGCCACUCCCGCAGCCACUCCCGCCGCCACUCCUGCUGCCACUCCCUCUGGCACCCCUGCAAUCCCCUCUGGCACUCCUGCACCUGCUGCGGAAAGCGUCACCACCCCCUUGGCCUCGCCGCUUCCUGCCACUCCCAUUCCCACCCCUCCCGCAGCCACCCCCUCCGCUACUCCUGCUGCCACUCCCUCCGGCGCCUCUGCAAUCCCCUCCGGCACCCCUGCUCCUGCAGCGGACGGCGUCACCACUCCCUUAUCCUCGCCGCUUCCUGCCAAUCCCACUCCCACCCCUUCUGCUCCUGCUCCUACUCCUGAUGCUCCCAGUCCUCUUCUUCCACCUUCUCUUUUUCACACCCCUGCUGCUGCAAGCCCUUGUAACGAUGCUUCCCUCCCAACCCCAUUGCCUGCUCCCUCCCCUCUCCCUCCUACUGCCGCGCCAUACCUGGGCAAACUGGUUCGGAAGAGGUUCGGCGACGUGGUGUUUCUGGGUCGGGUGUUUAAGUACGACCGGGAGGAGGGGUGGUACAAGGUUCGGUACGAGGAUGGGGACUUGGAGGAUUUGGAGGAGGGAGAGGUGGUGGCGCUGCUGCUGGGGCAAGAGGAGGAGAAGGCGGCUGCUGCGGAAGUUGAUGCCUGGCCGCAGCAGAAGCGCGAGGCGUUCUAUAGUGAGGCAGAGGAGCCGGUGUUCGUUGAAGGCAUGGCGGGGAUGGAUGGGGGAGACGGGGGUGCAGGAGGGGGAGAUGCGGCAGCGGGAGGGGGAGUGGGAGUGGAAGGAGGGGCGGAGGUGGCGCGUAAGGGGAAGGCGGAAGGGCAGGAGCAGACAGAAAAGGCGGAGCAGGGGUCGGCAGCGGGCGGUGUUUGCAUGGUGGCAGCAGAGGUUGGAGAAGGGGCUGAGAUCGUAGCUAAGAGCCCUGCUGCUGCUCGAAGCGCUGCCACAAGCCCCAUUGAAGGGCUUGUGAGGAGCCCUGCUAAGACCCCUUCUAAGAGCGAUGCUAAGAGCCCUGCCAAGACCCCUCCUAGGAGUGGUGUCAAGAGCCCUGCUAAGUCCCCUGCUAAGAGCCCUGCUAAGAGCCCUGCUAAGUUCCCUGCUAAGAGCCCUGCUAAGUUCCCUGCUAAGAGCCCUGCUAAGUUCCCUGCUAAGAGCCCUGCUAAGUUCCCUGCUAAGAGCCCCGCCAGAACCCCUACCAAGGUUGCUGCCAGUACGCCUCCUACCAGGGCUGCCAGGGGCGCCGCUAAGAGCCCAGCCAAGACUCCUCUUAUGUCCCCUGCCAAGAGCCCUGCAAGAACCCCACGCAAGAGCCCUGCCACGAGUGCUGCUAAGUCUCCUGCUAAGAGCCCUGCCGAGAUCCCUCUGAAGCGCCCUGCUAAGAGCCCUGCUAAGUGCCCUGCUAAGUUCCUUGUUAAGACCCCUGUCAAGACCCCUAUGAAGAGCCCUGCUAAGAGUCCUGCCAAAAGCCCUGCUAGGACGCCUCUCAGGAGCGCUGCUAAGAUCCCUGAAACGAGCCCUGCCAAGAGCCCACGGCUCAGUUCUGGCAAGGAGACGCCCAGAAAGAGACAGGCCGAGGCAGCUGCAGAGGGGGGCAGUGCUGCUAAGAGCCCUGCUAGGACCCCUCUCAGGAGCGCUGCUAAGAUCCCUGAAACGAGCCCUGCCAAGAGCCCACGGCUCAGUUCUGGUAAGGUGACGCCUAGCAAGAGACAGGCCGAGGCAGCAGCAGAGGGGGGCAGUGCUGCUAAGAGACGGUCCCUUGGGAGUCAGUCCGUGGGUAGUAGCAGUGUGGGUCGCAGCACUGCAAAGGCAGAUGCUGCCAAGGCUGCUAUCGGGGGUGCUUGGGAUGCCAUGAUAGGGACGGGCAGGCGGGCGGCAGGAGCAGGGAGGAGAGCAGGGGCGGUGAAGUGGGUGACGCCGGUAAGACGGGGCGGCAGAGGGGCGGCAGGGGGUGUCGGGGUUAUGGGGCGGGCGGCAGGGGGAGUGGGGCGGGCGGCAACAGGAGUGGGGAAGAGGAAGAGCAAGAGUUUUUCGAGGCGUGUGUCUGAGGGCGUGGGGGUGACACCAGUGAGGCUUUUGCUGGGGGGGCAGAGAGCACAGGGUGAAGCAGCAACACCGGGCAAAGCAGGGACACUGGGCAAGACAAGGACACCAGGCAGAGCAGCGACACCAGGAAGAGCAGGAGGGGCAGCUAAGGCAGCUACAGCAGCAACGCCAGGGAGAGUAAAAACCCCUCUUUCCCGAGGCAGGGUUCCGGUCCGCCUGUCCUCCCGCCACGCGCUCACAGCAGUGGCAAGGCCCCGAGUGCUAACCAGGCGGCUGUCAGUGGAAUCGAAGCGCCUCUCCCCUGCCUCCUCUCUGCCGCCUCCUCCCGCUCUUCCUACUGCUCCUUCCCCUCCACCUGCUCUCGCCUCUCCUGCUGCCUCCACUCCCUUGACCCGCCGUACACGAGUGAGUGAUAGGCUCUCAGUCACUCCCACGCAGGCAACACCUGAGGUGCCUCAAAAGUCGUCAGUCACUCCCAGGCGCUCCAGUGCAGGGGCAGGAGGGAGAGGGUCUGCUGCAGUGGUAGCAGCGGCAGAAUCGCCUGUCAGAGCACCUGCUACGACCCCUGCCAAAUCUCCUGCCGCGACCCCUGCCAAAUCACCUGCCGCGACCCCUGCUAAAUCACCUGCCAAGUCCUCUCCAAAUUCACCUGCCAAGUCCCCUGCCAAUUCACCUGCCUAUUCACCAGCCCAAUCCCCUGCCAAGUCACCUUACCGAAGAGCGAGCAGGUUCGCCCCCAAACCAACCAGUGCGUCCACGUCUGCAUCGCCUGCGGAUGCCCCUUCCAAAUCACCUGAGAAAACACCUGAGAAAGCACAAAGCAAGGGGAGGAAGACCAGAGGCUCACGUGAACCUGCUGCGGGCCCUGCUGUUGCUGCUUCCAGCCCUGCUGGUUCCUCGGGAAUUCCAGAGGAAAGGCCCCUGAGCCGAAGGGCAGCAGAAACAGGCCAAGUGAUGGUAGUGGAAGAGGAGGAAGAGGAAGAGGAGGAGGAAGAGGAGGAAGAGGAGGAGGAAGAGGAGGAGGCAGUGGUACUGGUGAGUGAGGUGCAACCAGUGCGAGGAAGGAGGGUUCUCCAGGGAGUGGCAGGGGAGGGAGAUGUGCGAGAAGGGGCAGUGGAAGUGGAGGGAGGGGGGUCUGGUGGGCGCAGUGGUGGAAGGGGAGGAAGAGGGAGAAGGGGAGGAAGGGGAAGAAAGGCUUUGGAGGGAGUGGCAAGGGAGGGAGAUGUGCAAGAAGAGGAAGUGGAAGUGCGAGUGGAAGCAGUGGGGACUCCUGCGCCUGGUGGUGGGAGGGGCGGAAGAGGAAGGAGAGGGCGCGGGGGGAGAGGGACUGGGAGAGCCCGAGGUGCAACGGAAACAGCAGCUGCUGCUGCUGCGGAAGCAGCAGCACAGGUGCCGGUGGUGGUGGAAGAGGAGGAAGAAGAGGAAAGGGAAGUGGGAGUGGGAGUGGAGGCAGUGGUGUCUCCUGCGUCUGGUGGUGGGAGGGGAGGAAGAGGAAGGAGAGGGCGCGGGGGGAGAGGGGCAGGGAUGAGGGCACGAGGAGCAAAGAAAGCAACUGAGCCAGCUGCAGCAGCAACUGUGGCGGACGAGGAGGAAGAGGAGGAAGAGGUGCAAGUGUUGGGAGAGGAGGGAGAGGAGAAAGAGGAGGGAGAGGAGGGAGCAGUUGGAAGAGCUGUGGAGGGGGUUGAAGAAGUGGGCAACUUGGAAGCUGGGGUUUCUGGUGGGCGUGGGCGUGGAAGGGGAGGAGGGAGGAGAUUGCGAGGGGGGAGAUUGCGAGUGGGGAGAGGGGCAGGGAUUAUGGCUCGAGGAGCAAGGAAAACAAGUGAGCCAGCUGCAGCAGCAGCAGCAGCAGCAGCAGCAGCAGCAGCAGCAGCAGCAACUGCGGCAGCAGAAGUGACUGCUUUGGAGGAGGAGGAAGAGGAGGAAGAAGUGCAAGUGGUGGGGGAUGAGCGAGCAGUUGAGGCAGGGAAAGAUGGGGAGGGGGUGAAAGAAGUGGGGGAAGUAGAAGCAGGAGUUUCUGGGGAGGACGAGGAAGGAGAGGGCGAGGAGGGAGGGGUGUGCGAGUUGCGGGGACUAGGGAAGCACGAGGUGCAGCAGCAGCAGCAGCAGCAGCAGUAG
Messenger RNA from Closterium sp. Naga37s-1, 5358 nucleotides. The record is from the annotation of a GenBank genome assembly. Lineage: Eukaryota; Viridiplantae; Streptophyta; Zygnematophyceae; Desmidiales; Closteriaceae.